GCUCGCCAAGAUGAAAAGGAACAAAACCUCAGUCGACUGUGUUUCUUCGCCCAGUGAAACUUCGGGCUACGAGUGUUGUCUGCUGUUUGUUCGAACCGCACGUGGAAGAACAAGACAAAGCAGGAAGAAGAACGUGACACUCUGUAUUUAUUGCUCAGCCCAGACCUACAUCCGGUCCCUGUCUACCCCACUACGCCUUCUGGGAAGAGGAUUCACACAUUUUACCUUGGCCGAAGUCCCGAACCAGCCGAUGAAGCCGUUCUCGCGGCAGAAGGCGUCCAGUUUGGGUUGCUGGCACGUCGCCUGGUCUGCUUUGUUGGCUAAGAGGACGGCCGGAACGGGCCUGCCGUGGUUCAGCGUCACCUUCGCACAAACACAAGGCAACAAUAUAUAACACUGAAGACGGAUGACGAUGUUGUGGCCCCACUGAAGCACCUUAAGGGCGAAGUCCACCCCGAUGGUGGCUCGGUAAUGCUGCGAAAAGAUGUGGUGGACGUACCGCUUAAUGAUGGACGUCUUGCCCACCCCCAAGUCGCCGAUGACCAACACUUUGAACAGGAGCUCCCGCUGCAUGGCUCCAACAAGAAGUCUCACUCCCACGCGACUCUUCUGGGAGCUGCCGGUGCGUUCAGGUGUUCCGCUGAAAGCGUGGGAUUUCCGGGAGAUGGCUUGCUGAAACAGGGAAAAAACGCACAGCGAAUGUUAUUCCUCUUUCCGGCAUCAUAUCGUCGACAUGGGGCUGGCUUUUGACACAUAUUGAGCCAUCAAUUUAAAAGAUCUGACAUGGACACAAUAUGGCUUUAUCAGUUUCGUCUCAUCGUCAUUGGAGACUCCACAGUGGGCAAGUCGUGUUUGAUCCGCAGGUUCACCGAGGGCCACUUCGCCCACGUGUCGGACCCCACUGUGGGGGUGGACUUCUUCUCCCGCCUGCUGGAGAUCGAGCCGGGCAAAAGGAUCAAACUCCAGAUCUGGGACACUGCGGGGCAGGAGCGGUUCAGGUCCAUCACCAGGGCGUACUACCGCAACUCGGUGGGGGGGCUCUUGCUCUUCGACAUCACCAACCGCCGCUCCUUCCAGAACGUGCACAACUGGCUGGAGGAGGCUCGAAGUCACGUCCAGCCGCAUGGCAUCGUUUUCCUGCUGGUGGGCCACAAGUGUGACCUGGAGGCUCAGCGCCAGGUGAGCCGGCAGGAGGCCGAAAAGCUGGCGGGGGCCUACGGCAUGCACUACGUGGAGACGUCGGCCCGGGACGCCAUCAACGUAGAGAAGGCGUUCAUGGAUCUGACCAGGGAGAUCUUUGAGCUGGUGCGGAGCGGCGAUAUCAAGAUCCAGGACGGCUGGGAGGGCGUCAAGAGUGGAUUCGUCCCCAACAUCGUCCAUUCGUCGGAGGAAGUGACCAAGGGCGGACGGCAAUGCCUCUGCUGAACUGUACGUCAUUUCUUUGGACUCGGGAGAGCCGAAAGUAGUCGUAUGACCCCCCCCCCCCCC
Nerophis ophidion (straightnose pipefish) is the source of this 1488-nucleotide messenger RNA. Its product is annotated as ras-related protein Rab-39B-like. Gene Ontology annotation, cellular component: Golgi membrane. The transcript is spliced from 9 exons. NCBI's taxonomy places the organism in Eukaryota, Metazoa, Chordata, Actinopteri, Syngnathiformes, Syngnathidae. Gene Ontology annotation, molecular function: GTP binding; GTPase activity. Gene Ontology annotation, biological process: Rab protein signal transduction. The record is from RefSeq and is a predicted model, not a curated record. Bases 784 to 1425 code for a protein of 213 amino acids.